AUGCCUCACAAAAUGGAAGAAAUCAAGGACUUUCUUCUCACAGCCAGGCUAAAGGAUGCCAAAUCUGUCAAGUUCAAGAAAAAUAAAGAUAAUGUGAAGUUUAAAAUUGGAUACAGGAGAUACCUUUAUACAUUUGUCAUCACAGAUAAAGAGAAGGCAGGGAAACUAAAGCAGUCCUGUCCUCCAGGUCUGGCAGUGAAGGAGCUGAAAUGAACCUGGCAUGCUAAU
Lutra lutra (Eurasian river otter) is the source of this 228-nucleotide messenger RNA. Its product is annotated as 60S ribosomal protein L38-like. The transcript has a single exon. Gene Ontology annotation, biological process: translation; protein-RNA complex assembly. The record is from RefSeq and is a predicted model, not a curated record. Gene Ontology annotation, cellular component: ribosome; cytosolic large ribosomal subunit. Bases 1 to 213 code for a protein of 70 amino acids. Gene Ontology annotation, molecular function: structural constituent of ribosome. Lineage: Eukaryota; Metazoa; Chordata; Mammalia; Carnivora; Mustelidae.